AUGGGGACCUUGUGUGGUAAGUGGGUGGUCGAUGGGUCUAAGCUUUGGAAUGAAACCAAGGACCAUGCUGAAUGGAGUGACGCCCUCAUUGCUGAGGCUUUUCGACGACCCGACGUGAGCCACCGACCUGCCCCUCUGCGCUAUGUUGACCCCCCCCACAUUAAGGAGCUCAUUGCCCGUAGGAAGAGUAGUCAGGACCCCUGGACCCGAGCGGCACUCAUGCAGGAGAUCCACCAACUCCGAAUUGAGGCUAAAGCACAACAUAAGGAGGAGCUCCUCAGGUCAGCUCGCUCGGGGGAUUGCCGAGCGAUAGCGCACAUGCGCUCCAGUGCGGCCGGGGGCCAGAGUGAGGGCUCUUAUGUCCAACGGGCUGGGGGCAAGGAUCAGGCGGCCACUCAGCUCUUCUCCUUCUACCAGUCUAAGUACUCAGCCCCUCCGGAACUAUGCCCCCCCCCCUGUCAGGUUCAAACCCUUGCGGAUCGGAGCAGAGAUCUGACCGUAGCAAGUGUUACCCUGGAAGAAAUUCAGCAAGCCCUCCAAGGGGCUAGGCAUGGAGUGAGCGCCGGCCUCGAUGGGGUCACCUAUGAAGGCAUCCAGCAUCUACUCCAGCAGGACAAGCAGGGGCGGAUUCCGCGUUACUUCACUCAGCUAAUUCAAGGGGAUCAACCACUUCCUGAAUCAUGGAAGAAAGGAGUACAAGCCGCAGAUGGGGUUAUGGCAGCUCAGAGCACGAUGCAGCUGCUAAGACAGGUGAAGGGAUCGGCAUACGUUGCCAAAAUAGACAUCAGAGCGGCGUUUGACAGCCUUAGCCAGGCAGCCGUCUUGGUGUGGCUGCUCAGGUGCCAGCCUGCUAAGGAAUGCGACGUCCUCUACAAGCUCCUCAGCGGUACAAGGGUUGAGCUGUCUCUGGCGGGGCAGACCCGCAGCAUCGACCUUUGUCGGGGGCUUAUGCAGGGCACUGCAUACUCAGCCGAUGUCUUCUCUCGAGUCAUGGACUACUUCCUUUCUCCUUUGUCUGACCGUUUUGAUGAACUGUUUCCGGAUUGGACAUGUCCCAAUCUAGGCCUUCCGCAUUUCAUUAUUUACGCCGACGACAUCAUGUUGUUCGCAGACACGCCGGUCGCUCUCCAGUUUAAGCUCCAAGAAGUAGUUGACGUCUUGUCCACCAUAGGAAUUUGGUUACGAGGCCGAGCGCUGCCUCUGCAAGUAGAGAGUGCCUUGGUCUUCCUCGGCAUUCCGCUGGCCCAUACCAAUAAUGUGCAAAGCAUCAUGUCGCACCUCAUGCGAAGGACCCAAUGGAGUAACCAUUGUACCCAAUGGGUGAAUCAUUGGAUCGACAAGGAUGCGGAAGGAUUAGCGACCUUCGAGUUGGCCUACAAGGUUCUUGGAAUUUGCGAGCAUUUUGGACAAGCAGGUGCCCAGCAACUUGCGGAUGCGCUUAAGGUGCUGGAAGUGGCAAGCUCGCUUGCUAAGGAAGUUGGUGGACCUGUUGCCCUGGGGGCAUUCGUGAGAGUGAAAGCGGGCGUUAGAGUGCUCUCCCGAACGUACCCUGAAACCACGAAGCUGCUCACGGCGUUUCUGGCCUCAGAGUUCCCUGGAGACUUCUUCCUUGCAAUACAAGUCCAGGUUGAUGUGGACAAGCCCCCCCACAAGGAUGUGCGCAAUACCUCGAUGCCCACUCUCCUUGUCAACCUUUCCAAGGGAGCAUCUGGAGGCACCUGGGUUGAGGCCCCCAACGGUGAUGAGGUGGUCCGCUGCCCAGGAUGGAACAAACUCAGUGCUGAGGACAUCGUCCCGGGGGACUACAGAAAAGCCUCCGAGAGUAUGGCUUUCACGCAGGCCACGGUGAUGGAGCAGGCCGAAGCAAUGUGGCAGGCGACUCCCUUGACGUGGACAUAUGUUGGGAUGUUCUUCGCUGCUCUCGCUGCGAUUCAGUGCCUGAAGAUGCUCUGGCGCCGACGUGGGCGGUUCUUCCGCUCCUCUGCCCAUGGCCCUCCGGCGCCCCUGGGAGUGAACACAGCGGACCAUGACGCGUCUACUCAAGCUGCAAUGAUGGCCGGAACUCAAGCAGCCACGAUUGCCGGCGGAACACUGGCCCCGGGGGCGGGCACAACACUUCCCCAGCAAGUGGUGGACUUCAUCAUUGAAGAGGUCUUGCGCAUCGUCGAGUCCAAGAUGGGAGAUAUUGCAAGGAUGGGAGACAUGGGCCUGCUGGACAAGUUUUCUGCAAUGCUGAGUGAAUUGAUGAAUUCAGCGAAUUCGACCUUGCACUUGAAGAUUGAUGCAUUGGACUCGGCUCUGCAGGACACCAACACCCGCCUUACUCGGCGUUUUCAAGUCGUGGAUGCGGCCUUGGAGAAGAUCACGGACAUCGUCUACCCCCUCAAGGACUUGCUUCCCCGUUUGGACAAGCUGAACGGCCUCUUCAAGGAAAUCCAGGAAAUCCAGGACAUGCUAAGCGCGAUGCAGAAGGUGGUAGACACGAUCGUGCCUAGUGUACAAGGGGCGAGCAAGGCGGAACAAGCCCGCUUUGCCACACUGGAUGGCGCACUGAAGAGCAAGAUGGAUGCGGUCCAGGCAGCUCUGGAAGCGGUCGUCAAGACGGCUGCCACACAAAGCACGACGACGCUUGACAAGCUGGAUGAGGCUAUCCCCCGCCUGCAGAGUGCCAUCGUCAAGAUUGACAACAUGCCAGACAAAUUGGAUCGUACAGAAUCUCUGUUCAGGGAGAGGGUGGAAAACCUCCAGCAACAAGUUGGGAGCCUUAUGGGUUCCACUCAGACAUACGCCAGAGAGGAAGCAGGGCAACUCCGCAACCUCAUCAAGGCCACAGAAGCACUACAGAACGCCAUGGUGGAGUUGAAGGCGGCCUUUGGGGCCCCUCCCGCAGACAGCCCUGGCAUCACCCCUAUGUUGGAGCUGGCCCGCAACACAGACAGCGGCGUGCAGGAACUUGGUACAGUGGUGCAAGAGCUGUCAGUGGUGCUGACGGAGAUCAAGGACAAACUGCCAGACCGACCGCCGUAUCGACCUCCUCCUACGCAACAGGGCCCACAAGAGGCUCCGGUCGUCCCGCAGGCGCAGCAAGCAGGAAUGCCCUCGGUGAUUGAUUUGUCUUCCCGCCUGCCUCCGGGGCCGUCGCGCUACCCUAUGCAUGCAAGCCCGGCACCGGGAGGAGUGGCAGUCACUUUCCCUUCGGGGCGUACGAUGUACGCCACCGAAGAUGAGAUCCUAGGGUAUCCGAUCCCUGGGAACACUAUGCCCCAAGGGCCUGUGCUGCAGCCGUACCGUCGGGGCUAG
This is a messenger RNA of Symbiodinium necroappetens, 3300 nucleotides long. The record is from the annotation of a GenBank genome assembly. Lineage: Eukaryota; Dinophyceae; Suessiales; Symbiodiniaceae.